GUGAUACCGUUUAGUAAAAAGGAGCGCGCUCUAUGCACAUAGUAAGCAUAGAACGCCAGUAAAUGACAAAGCUCUCCCACAACACGGGAUGUGGUCCAUGGGAUGUCCUUCUGUGCGGAAGAAUGGCGCAGUACACCGCGACAGCCAAAAGCUAUAUUGAAACCCCGCUUGCCCGUUCUUCGCUUACUCUGACACGCUUCCGAACCGGAAAAUCUCACCGGAAAUAACGCAAGUUCCUCGCACAGUUUCAGAAGGAGAUGAAACGACUGCGAUUACAAUGUAUCGGUAUCAUCCUUGCUGGAUCCGCCUCUUACGUAGAAUCGGAGACAAUGAUGUACAGCUUUCACCUGGUGUGGGUUGGUUCGUCGUCCGUUCUACUCGUAGCCUCGCUCGCCUUCCUUAAAGGUGUUGGGGAUAAGUUGCCCAAAUUCAUGGUUCCUUGGCUUAUCGUCAUCGUUCCCUACAUCUUGUGGAUCAUAGGCGCUGGAAUCUGGGCUGCACUCUAUUCGAAGGUUAGAUUCGUUACGGCACCUCUAAUAUUCGCCUUUGCAGUCAUCGAGGGCUAUUUCCUGCUGUGCGCGUCUUCCUACUACCGUCUUCUGUUGCGUGAACACCGCUGAAGACAUCAGACCUGUGUCUUAUUUUGCUUCUGAAGGCUCGUUGUGGGAUUCUUCUGAGGGACAUACACUACCGAAGGUUAUGGACAUUGUCAUGGGCAUGACAGAAAGAGGAUAUGACGCCCCUGUACUGAUUCUAUGUGGCAACAGUAAUAAAAGCAUAUAUAUUUGUUGUGA
This is a messenger RNA of Ornithodoros turicata, 794 nucleotides long. RefSeq lists its product as uncharacterized. The record is from RefSeq and is a predicted model, not a curated record. The transcript has 6 exons. Bases 258 to 620 code for a protein of 120 amino acids. NCBI's taxonomy places the organism in Eukaryota, Metazoa, Arthropoda, Arachnida, Ixodida, Argasidae.